AUGUCUCUCUCUCCUGACGCCUCUGGCGAUUUUGUCGGGGUGAUUCAGCUCUCCAAACCUUAUUUGAGCAAGGACGAGAUAAGCCAUCUUUUCAAGAACAGCUUGAUGGACGACAGCCUGGCCAGAGCUUACAAAGUCAAAAAAAGAGAGGUUUUCCAGUUUCUAUGCAAACUGAUCAAGGUGCUCCAAUUUCCCACUAAAAUUCUGCAGGGCUGUUUCUAUUACUACCAGCGGUUCUACAUGUUCAACAGCUUUGCCAAGUACGGCAGCGCGCACUACGACGUCGGCAUUACCGCCCUUUUCAUUUCGCUCAAACAAAACGACUACAUUAAAAAACUCUCUCUGGUUAUCUCAGAGGCAUACAAAUUACGUGGCAUCGUGGCUACGCCCCAGGAGCAAGAUGAGCACCGAAAACGACUUCUGAGCAUGGAGAAAAAGUUUAUGGAAUUUGGGGCCUUCGAUUUCCGGUAUUUCCUCAUCGAGGAGCUCCUCAUCAAGUACGCCAAAUACUUCAGAAUCCCCAGAGAGGUCUGUUUUCUGAGCUGGUCGAUGCUGAACGACUUGUAUGCGACGGAAUUGCCGCUGCAAUGGCCUUCGAACUUUAACGCAAUCGUCGUAUUGCGCACCAGCCUGCUUGUCUGGAACGAACUGAAUUUGGAAAGAAAAGUUGAGCGUCUGCUCAAUGAGCGCGAGGUUGCUGUCCAUGCGCGAAAGGACGAGGUCAACAAUGCUGUUAAUGAAUUUUUGGAAUACUAUCUAGACAGUUACGAGACGUCGUUCAUGAGAGACGCGCUGGAACAGCUGAAACUGAGAACCGACAGCAAACAUAUUAUAAAUGACGUGAUUCUCAACAUCAAAAUCAGUUUGCACCAGGACGACAGAACCAAUGGCUCGCAGCCGCCCCGGAACCUGGAUGAAGAUCUUUUCUUCAAGUUGCGCGACUACGACGUGGGUAAGACUGGCUCGGUCAGAUUUCUGUACAGCAAGAAAAAGUAUCUGGACGAAGUGAGCCAGUACGCGAGCGAAAAGGAGAGGUACACCCAGCAAAAGGCUGCCGCGCCCAGACAGGCACCGACACAGCCCACUGGGAAGAAUUACAGGGCGCCACCUGCCCAUGGAGUGCCAAAUAACCACUCCCCACGUCCGCAUCCGAACUCUUCCUACCAAUCUAAUAACCGUGCCGCCCCGCGAAAAACCUUCAAAAAGAACUACCAGCACAGCUACAACCCGAACCGCAAACAUAAGCCAGAAAGACCUUUUGACAAAUAA
Molecule: messenger RNA, 1269 nt
Organism: Ogataea parapolymorpha DL-1
Lineage: Eukaryota; Fungi; Ascomycota; Pichiomycetes; Pichiales; Pichiaceae
Exons: 1
Coding region: 1-1269 (422 amino acids)
Biological process (GO): regulation of transcription by RNA polymerase II; positive regulation of DNA-templated transcription, elongation
Cellular component (GO): cyclin/CDK positive transcription elongation factor complex; nucleus
Molecular function (GO): cyclin-dependent protein serine/threonine kinase activator activity
Source: RefSeq, a predicted model, not a curated record